AAAUUCCCCAUCCGUGACUUCAAAGGUCACACGUCAAAAUGUUAGUACAUUUUUUCCCUUUAUUUUCACUAGCGGCUCUAGCCAUAUUCUUUGUCUCAUCCAACGGCGCAAGACCAGCCACCACUCCCGAGCCGUCGCUUCAACCAGCAGCUCAAGAGUUCUUAGACUCACACAACAAAGCAAGAGCCGAGGUAGGUGUUGAGCCACUCGAAUGGAGCGAGAAGCUUGCUAAAGACACGAGCCUACUAGUCCGUUACCAAAGGAACAAAAUGGGGUGCGAUUUCGCUAACUUAACGGAAAGCAAAUACGGCGGUAACCAGCUUUGGGCUGGUUCGGCGGCGGCUUCAGUGACGCCGAGCAAAGCUGUGGAGGAGUGGGUGAAGGAAAAAGAAUUUUACAUUCACGCGAACAAUUCGUGCGUGGAGAAUCACGAGUGUGGAGUUUACACGCAGGUUGUGUGGAGGAAAUCGGCACAACUUGGGUGUGCACAAGCCACGUGUACGGUUAAGAAGCAAGCUAGUUUGACUAUUUGUUUUUAUGAUCCACCUGGUAAUGUUGUAGGGGAAACUCCAUUUUGAUGAUGCAUGCAUUUUUUGUUUCUUAAAUUAGAAUGUCAGGAUAAAUUAAGAUUUCUUUAAUGUGAGAGAGAUCAAUAUGUUAUUUUGGCAAUUGCAUGUAAGCUAUUAAUUGUGUGAAUUUGGUAAUAUAAGCAAGAUUUUAGUUAACUUUAUCUCUUAUUAUGAGACUGUUACUAUUGA
This is a messenger RNA of Cicer arietinum (chickpea), 758 nucleotides long. RefSeq names its product STS14 protein. NCBI's taxonomy places the organism in Eukaryota, Viridiplantae, Streptophyta, Magnoliopsida, Fabales, Fabaceae. The record is from RefSeq and is a predicted model, not a curated record.